Molecule: messenger RNA, 959 nt
Organism: Rhodamnia argentea
Lineage: Eukaryota; Viridiplantae; Streptophyta; Magnoliopsida; Myrtales; Myrtaceae
Product: protein RALF-like 24
Exons: 1
Coding region: 84-500 (138 amino acids)
Source: RefSeq, a predicted model, not a curated record
CCUCUCUCUCUCUCUCUCUCGCUCUGCCAUUAGCAAGAACACCACACAAACCACGAAAAGAAACCCAAGAAAACCAACCCAACAUGCUUCGGAUCAACUCCAUCCUCAGCCCGAGAGCCACCACCUUGUCCCUAGCCCUCCUCCUUCUCUUCCUCCUCCACACCCACCUCGCCAUUUGCAGUGCAAUGCCAGUCCUGGGCGCUCACGCCAUGAAAAGCGGCGAGAUCGACGCAGCGCUGAAGCGGGCGUGCUCGCGGAGCAUCGGGGACUGCUUGUCCGAGGCGGAGACGGUGGACUUGGAGGCCGAGGCCAGCCGGCGGGUGCUGCUGGCGCCGCAGAAGAAGUACAUCAGCUACGAGACGCUGAGGCGGGACAUGGUCCCCUGCACGACGGCCGGAGCGUCGUACUACAACUGCCACUCCGGGACGGCGAACCCGUACAACAGAGGCUGCGCGGUCAUAACCUGGUGCGCGAGAAACAUUAGGGACAUCAAGACUUGAAUGGGUUCGACUGGCUGCGUGGUGGGUCUGAUCUCAGUGGGAUGUAGUGGUAACGAAGUUUUUUCACUUGGUUUCUGUGCAACUGUUAUUGCCUUUUGGGAGUGCUUAUUGUGUGUCUGCAAUGUGGUGCUGUUACUGUAUAUACACGGUCCCAAUAGUGACUUGAUCCGUGAAACGAAGAAGAAGCUGUGCUCUGGAAAUCGAAUUCUUUCGUUAUUAUGUAUGAUGCCUUGACAGAGGUUCCUUAAGCGCUUGUUAACAUGGCCCUGUCUAGUAUGUACACUACCAGUAUCAAUGAUGUUGAUUCUUUGCUGGAAAUAACAAGAUGCAGUCUCCUCUUGAAGGGCUUUUGACAUCGAGAUUUGGUGAAUGAUAGAAAGGGUUUUAGAACUCAAAUCGUUGUAUGUGUUUUGCCGCUGUAACCGUUUUCUUUUCAGUUUAAAUGUGAAAAUUCGUCAA